AUGACCAAUCUCAGCGUUAUCUCAAAUACAUUCCUUGAUUAUCUGCGUCUUGAAGACCUGAUGCAUAUCUCAGAUAAAGAAGAACUGAGAACCAUUUAUAAAAAUGAAUUUAAACAGAAAUAUCCCAUGCUGAAAGGUUCAUUUUCAGCUGUUUUUUAUAAUAUGAAAUUCAGGAAAAAAAUAUAUUUUGCCAAGAACGAAGUCAAGUUCAGGAAUGUUGGUGGGUAUCAUCCUCUUGCUGUUGAUCAGUACACAUCACUCAACAACCAAAGGCGUCACCAAUAUAGAGAACAGGAGCAAAAACAUGACGGCGAUGAAGCUCAACAACAACAACAGCAACAGCAGCAGUCACAGUUACAAAGAUGGAGAUGUCGUGUGUGUGGGGUGAGAUGUAAUUCUGAUAUAUCAUUUCAAGAACACAUAGAUAGCAAGCGACACAGACAACAGCUUAUACUUAAAGUGUUAAAAAUGGACAGAGACAAGCUUAUUGCAAAUAAAAAUGGUGUUCGUAUAUGUUCAGAUUGUGAUGGAGAUAAAGGAGCUAUUCAUCUUAAUGUGAUGAAGAAAGAGAGAAAAAGUGUUGAUAUUAAAGUUACUAAUUACAG
Saccoglossus kowalevskii is the source of this 605-nucleotide messenger RNA. RefSeq names its product RNA helicase MOV-10-like. Gene Ontology annotation, molecular function: RNA binding; ATP hydrolysis activity; 5'-3' RNA helicase activity. The record is from RefSeq and is a predicted model, not a curated record. NCBI's taxonomy places the organism in Eukaryota, Metazoa, Hemichordata, Enteropneusta, Harrimaniidae.